Messenger RNA from Daucus carota subsp. sativus, 2048 nucleotides. Its product is annotated as probable polygalacturonase. Bases 114 to 1619 code for a protein of 501 amino acids. Gene Ontology annotation, molecular function: polygalacturonase activity. Lineage: Eukaryota; Viridiplantae; Streptophyta; Magnoliopsida; Apiales; Apiaceae. The transcript is spliced from 5 exons. The record is from RefSeq and is a predicted model, not a curated record. Gene Ontology annotation, biological process: carbohydrate metabolic process.
AGACUAUUUAGUGUUAAACCCCUGAAAAACUAUAGAACACUCCCCUUUGUUUUCUUCAUCAUCGUUCUUCAGCUCUCUUAAUCAACUCUACCACCCCCUACAAGCUCAAAUCAAUGGCUCUAAGCCACAAACACCAAACCUCGUCAGACUCCCCCACCUAUCGCCACCACCACCACCACCACAGAGGCGUCGAUUACAAGCGUUCCGUCACGCAUUUCAUAUUCUCGCAUCAACUCCUCCUCACUCUACUCUGGACCUUUGGAUUCCUCCUCAUCUUCAUCUGGCAACGCUCCGCCGUCGAUCGUGUCCUGGAGUAUCGCCGGUGGGCCAUACCUUCACGCCCUAUUCCCAAAUUGAGGUCGUUAGUCCUCGAUUUGCGAGAUUUUGGAGCGGUGGGAGAUGGAUAUACUUUGAAUACGGCGGCGUUUGAGGAGGCGAUUAGGGAGAUUAAAAGGCGCGGAGGCGGUCAGCUUAAUGUUCCUCCGGGCAAUUGGCUUACUGCUCCGUUUAAUCUUACUAGUCAUAUGACUCUUUUUUUGGCUCAAAAUGCUGUUAUUCUCGGUAUCGAUGAUGAGAAGUACUGGACGUUAAUGCCACCAUUGCCAUCUUAUGGAUAUGGCAGAGAGUGUCCUGGACCUCGUUAUGGAAGUCUAAUUCAUGGCCAAAACCUUAAUGAUGUCGUCAUCACAGGCCAUAAUGGUACGAUAAAUGGACAAGGUCAAACAUGGUGGAAGAAGCAUCGUGAAAAGCUUCUAAAACAUACAAGAGGACCUCUUGUACAGAUAAUGUGGUCAAGCAACAUUAAGAUUACUGACAUAACUUUGCGUGACUCUCCUUUCUGGACCAUCCAUCCCUAUGACUGCAAAAAUGUUAUUAUCAGAAACGUGACCAUCUUGACUCCAUUGUCUGAUGCCCCUAACACAGAUGGAAUAGAUCCUGAUUCAUGUGUGAAUAUGAUAAUAGAGGACAGCUAUAUAAGUGUUGGGGAUGAUGGAAUUGCAAUAAAGAGCGGUUGGGACCAGUAUGGAAUUGCAUAUGGCCAACCUUCGAUCAACAUUCUCAUUCGGAACGUCACUGUGCGUUCUACAGUGAGUGCUGGAGUAUCCAUCGGUAGUGAAAUGUCUGGCGGCGUUUCAAAUAUAACUGUGGAAAAUCUCCUUGUAUGGAAUUCAAAAAGGGCCGUUCGGAUUAAGACUGCUUCUGGUAGGGGUGGAUAUGUUAAAAAUAUAACUUUCCGUAACAUAACAUUUGACAACGUCAGGGUGGGAAUCGUGAUAAAAACCGACUACAACGAACACGCAGAUGAAGGUUAUGAUCGAAAUGCACUUCCAGUUAUUGACAACAUAAGUUUUAGUGGAAUUCGAGGCCAGGGUGUUCGUGUGCCAGUCCGUAUCUAUGGUAGUCGAGAAAUUCCUGUGAGUAAUAUCACUUUUAAGGACCUAUUAGUAGGAAUAUCAUAUAAAAAGAAACACAUCUUUCAGUGUUCUUUUGUUCAAGGUCGUGUAAUUGGAAAAAUCUUUCCCGCCCCUUGCGAGAAUCUUGAUAUUUAUGAUGAUGAAGGGAGGCUUGUUAAGCAAGCAACAUCUGAUAAUAGUGUUGAUGCAGAUUAUGAUGCUUGAUAGAUAGCCUUCAGAUAUGGGUUAUGUUGGUUUCUGCUCAAUUCAACUGUGUCAGAGGACAUUUGAAGAGGAAGAUUGCAAGUUGCUGGUUCAAGAUUUAUCUAAUGAGAGGAAGUAUGGGCGGGUCUCUCUUGGGAGGUUGUGAAUGUAUGAUCAUCUGGCGACAGCUUCUGCAUAUGAGAAUUUAUCAUGUGGAUUCAACCACAGAUUUGUGAUUUCCCAGGCUUCAGGAUUGUGGUUUCAAGUACACUUCUCGGUUGAUGACGGUGAUUCUCUGUGCUACUUGUCGUGUGUUGCUGCAGGAGUGCUCUUUAACUUGUCAUUUUUUAGGCCGUGAAAAUUGUUCGGCAAAGUGUAACAUGAUGAAAAAGUAGAGCGACUGAGAUAAUAUUUUCAUGUAUAACCAAGAAAAUGAGUAUAAUUAGAAUC